This is a messenger RNA of Perognathus longimembris pacificus (Pacific pocket mouse), 5461 nucleotides long. It is a transcript of the gene Fgf7, whose product is annotated as fibroblast growth factor 7. Gene Ontology annotation, molecular function: growth factor activity; type 2 fibroblast growth factor receptor binding. Gene Ontology annotation, cellular component: cytoplasm. The record is from RefSeq and is a predicted model, not a curated record. The coding region runs from base 1305 to 1889 and encodes 194 amino acids. Gene Ontology annotation, biological process: positive regulation of peptidyl-tyrosine phosphorylation; fibroblast growth factor receptor signaling pathway; lung development. The transcript is spliced from 4 exons. NCBI's taxonomy places the organism in Eukaryota, Metazoa, Chordata, Mammalia, Rodentia, Heteromyidae.
GACAUUCCUGUCCAGGCUGGCUUCAAACCAGGAUCUUCAGAUCUCAACUUCCUAAGUAGCUAGGAUUAUAGACUAAAAACCCUAUACUUCACAAGCAGUAGCAUAAAGUCAUAGGACACAGGAUUUGGAAGUCACAAAGUAGCAUCCAUUUUAUCAAUCUAGCAGCACUGAAACUUAGAACAUAAAGUGGUGUGCCCAGGGUUAUUCUGGUUAUGAGUAGCCCCAAUUCUGGUAAACAAACAAACAAACAAACAAAAAGGGUCUUUUCACUUUGAGACUAAGAAGGCAAAAAAAAAUCUCCCCCAUCAGUAAUGGUGAGCUGUCCCUUUGUGAAAAGGUAUAUUCUCAACUCAGGUAUAUACUUUAAGACACUAAGACAUGAGUUAAUACAUAUUGGUAGUUUUGUUCUAACAUUUUGAGCACAAAGGAGUUAAGUGAAGAAACAUAUGUAUCAUAGAUCUAUGGAAAAGAGUUUCUAACUAUGAAACCCCCAAUUUUAUAUAUACUUUCAAGGAAAUGUUUUCACAGUCCAUGUGGCUGCUUCUCUGUGAAGCUGAACCAUUCCCUUUCUUCUUUAACUGCUUCAGAAGCAGAGAUCUGUUUUCACAAAGCAGAUACCCACUUGUAGAUUUCAACAUAAACCAUGACCAUAGCUCCCUCUCAUGACCAGUGAAUAUGCUACAGGCGUCUUUUUAUUCUCGCUGUUGUAUUGGACUAACAGCUCACUGGUUAAGUUUUAAUUGCUUCCAAUGAGGUCAGCAAAGGUAUUUAUCGAAAAGCCCUGAAUAAAAGGGCUCCACGCGCUCACGCACACACACAUACACACACACACAGAGGCACACACACACACAGGCACACACGCGCUCACACACACAGAGAAAAUCCUCUUGCCUCUUGAUUUAUGGAAACAAUUAUGAUUCUGCUGGAGUAUUUCUCAGCUGAGAAAUAGUUUGUAGCUACAGCAGAGAGGCUCCAGUUGCACAGGGCAGAGAGCAGACAUGGAAUUCUUGAGUAUCCAGCUGUUAUAAACAGAACAAAAGUCAAGUAGCAAUCAGCGUUGCAGCAACUGGCCUUACUCAACCUGUUUUUAUAAGGAUAUAUGAACAGAGUUACGUGAGGAAGAAUCCAGUAUUGUCACCAGAAACUAAAAGGACAAGGGUUAACAGUCUGAAAAGAUCAACCACUCUCUCUUAAAUCAAUCUACAGCUCGCAGAGUGGAAAAGGUCAAUGACCUAGGAAUAAGCAUCAACUCAAGAUUUAAUUUUCAUUAUGUUAUUCAUGAACACCCGGAGCACUACACUAUAAUGCACAAAUGGGUACUGACAUGGAUCCUGCCAACCUUGCUCUACAGAUCAUGCUUUCACAUUAUCUGUCUAGUGGGCACUAUAGCUUUAGCUUGCAAUGACAUGACUCCAGAGCAAAUGGCUACAAGUGUGAACUGUUCCAGCCCCGAGCGACAUACAAGAAGUUAUGAUUACAUGGAAGGAGGGGAUAUAAGAGUGAGAAGACUUUUCUGUCGAACACAGUGGUAUCUGAGGAUUGAUAAACGGGGCAAAGUGAAAGGGACCCAAGAUAUGAGGAACAAUUACAAUAUCAUGGAAAUCAGGACAGUGGCAGUUGGAAUUGUGGCAAUCAAAGGGGUGGAAAGCGAAUACUAUCUUGCAAUGAACAAGGAAGGAAAACUCUAUGCAAAGAAAGACUGCAACGAAGAUUGCAACUUCAAAGAAUUAAUCCUGGAAAACCAUUACAACACAUAUGCAUCUGCUAAAUGGACACACAGUGGAGGAGAAAUGUUCGUUGCCUUAAACCAAAAGGGGGUUCCUGUAAGGGGGAAGAAAACGAAGAAAGAACAAAAAACAGCCCACUUUCUUCCUAUGGCGAUAACCUAGUCAUGUGUGGUGUAUAAGAAACCAGUUUCAGCAGGGAGAUUUCUUUAAGUGGACUGUUUUUUUCUUCUUCUUUUCCUUUCAUUUCUUCCUUUUUUUUUUUUUUAAGUAACCAAGAAAGGCUGGAAAACUACUGAAAAACUGAUCAAGCUGGACUUGCGCAUUUUUGUUUAUUUUAAGAGACUGCAUUAAAGAAAGAUUUGAAAACUAUACACAAAAAUCAGAUUUAGUAACUAAAAGUUGUAAAAAGUUGUAAAACUGGUUGUACAAUCGUGGUGUUAGUAAUAGUAAUGUUUUUUUCUUAAAUUAAUUUACCCUUCAGAGUAUGUUAGAUUUGAUUAUCUGAUGAUUAUUUAAAUAUUCCUAUCUGCUUAUCAAAUGGCUGCUAUAUAUAUAAUAAUAAAUAAUAAUAAUAAUGCAGAUGAUGUUAUAUAAGAUAUGUCAGACCUAAAGGCUGCUGGAAUGAUCUGUCAGAUAAUCAAGCCAAUACUAACUAGGAGAUGAGCAGCAUUUGUGAUACUUUCCAGUGAAAAAUCACAAUCCAAUCCGAAAAUAAGGAAUCUUCUGAAAAAUUCUAUUAUGGAAUUGGAUCAAAUGAGUAGUUGCAGAAAAAUUAUAGGCUUGGAACAUGCAUGUACUUAUUAACAAGGGAAAAAAAUUCCCAAUGCUGCUCAGAUUGAAAAGGUAUUGCAAAGGGAGGUGUUUUUUUUUAAUCUUGUAUAUAAAAUAGCAAUAACAAUGACAAUACUGUACUUCAUCUCACUUGCCAUAAAAUAACAUUUUAUAAUUCCCAAAAGCAAAAUUCAGAAAUCUUUUAAGUUUUUUUUUUCAAGUAACAUAAUCUGUCUUUUGUAUAAUUCAUGUUUGGGACUUGGGCUUUUAAUAAUGUUCUUCCCACAAAUAAUCAUGCUUUUUCCCCCCUCCUGUGUUAUAGCAUUAAACUCUAUUUUAAGUUGUAUUUGAACUUUAUUGUUUUGUUAUUUAAGUUUAUGUUAUUUAUAUAAAAAAACCAACCUUUAUAAGCUGUAUCUGUUUCAUAUGCUUUUAAUUUUAAAGGAAUAACAAAACUGUUUGGCUGAGCUGCAAGUUGCCCUUCCCUCCUAUGACUGACACCAAGUCUGGUACACAGCACUUGGGCCAGCAAAUCCUGGAGAGCAGACAAAAAUGACAGCCUGCAGCAGUGCUUACAAUAGAUGUCUCACAGGGAACAACACAAAUAUGCAAAAAAUGUUUUGCCACAAUUCUCUUGCCAAUUAAAUUGGAUCACAGAAGUAAAAUCAUUCCAGAGAAAAGCUCUUAAAGUAAGAAUAUAUUUGAGCACAUGAAUAGAAAAGUCAUAUUUAAACAUUAAGUAUAGUUAAAGGUAGUAAUUCUGUAAUCUAGAGGAAUACCUUCCAUCCAAAAGGUGGCAGUAUUGAAAGCUAUUUUCCUUUUAAAUGGCAAGAGCACAAUGGCUCAAGUAGAGGAUAUAGUUAGGGACAUGAACCCCUGAAUGCCAUGAAGACCUAGGGCUAUGGACUUAUUAGAGAGAUGAAUAUCUACUUCACAAUUCUUCCGUUGGCAGAUAUUUGUAUGUUCACCAAGGACAGGUCAAAAUUUACCUAAAUUAAAUUGUUGGUCUGGUGAUUAUUGUGAUUUUUUAACUUCAAAAUGUUUGUCAUUAAGGUCUGUUUACAUUACAUAAAAUAUUGCUUGUUAUCAGAAACAACAGAACCCUGCAUUUUCUUGUGGUUCACUUAUAUGACCAGGCCAGGCUGCAUAGAGUUAGGCAGAAGUGGCCUUACUCAAGUAUAUUCUGAGCGAUGCCAUGCAUGAUAUUCUGAACUACUGUCUGACUCAAGGAUAUUGCUAGUCUAGCCAGAUCAAAUGACUGGAGUCUUAUGAGCAUUUAAAGGUUAGAAUAAGAUAAUUUUCAUAUUCGUUUCCUUAGUGGCUUUCAGAGUUUAUCUAUAAUCAGUCUUUUUAUAUGAAUCCAUUCAAUGUCUAAAUAGCAAAAAAAAACGUAGUAAGACUAAUUGUAAGUUUUGAAAGUUGGGGUCAUUCAUGAUUAGGCAGAAAUAGUGUAUAUACAUACAAAGGAAGUUACAGUUGCCAUCAAAUUAGUGUUAGAGAUUGUUUUGAAUUAGGCAAAAACCAGGAUUUAGUAGCAAAACCAAUCCUGGAAGUAAAGGUAAGCUACAAAACCUUUCUAAAAAUAGUUACUUUUAAUUUUUAUUCUUAUCCUACUUUUUUACAUUUAUCAUGCAAAUUUUAGAAAUAAAAAUCUGCUUUAGUUACAUAUACUUUGAAUUCUAGAAUUUAAAAAUUCUAUGAGGUCUUUAUAUCAUGUAUUCAUUCAUAGAUCAGGAAAUUAAGGUUUUUAUAAUCCAAGACCAUGUAGCUGGAUACAAGAGAACUGUUACAAAGAGUCUAGGUCACUUAACAUGUGCUUCUUACACUAGGAUUCUAAUCAUUAUUAGCAAGCAAUCUCAAGUUUUGGUUUGCUUCUAUUGAGAUAUCAUCUUUAUAUUUUCAAAUGAAUGUGAUCUAUUGGCAAUUCACUUUAUACACAAUGAUUAAUCUGUAUCAUAAUCAUGUAACCUAAAAGGAAAAAAGCAAUAAUACAGUUUCCAAUCCUGAUUUCUAUUCCAACUUUUACGGGUACUCCUUUAUUUAUAAAGCAUUAUGCAAAUUAAUUUUAUAGGCAGAAUAACCUUUUCUAAAAUGUUAUUUUGAAAAGAAUGACAUAAAUAUGUUGGUCUCCAACAAUUAGGAAAUUUUUUUGAAAAAAAAAGAAUGUAAACUAUUAACAAAAUAAGUAAUAAAACCAUGCUAUCUCUUAGAAUUUGCUCUGCUGGUUCUUUAGAGUGCCAAAGAAGAUCAAGAUUGACCAUGGAACCUGCAAUAGUAAAAGCAAUUCUAUAAUACUAACACCCUGAAGCUGUGGUCCUUAUAAUUUUUUACUCAGAUAACUACAGUAGUAAAGGUGUAGCAUGAGAUCCUAGGGAAAAGUGUAAAAAUGGCCACCAAAGACAGAAAUGUGUUGGCAAAUCUUUUCUCUUAUAACUCAUGUGGGUUUUUUAAAAAAUGUUUUACUCCAGUAUACAUUUGUGAUUGCUUUACUAUGAAACCAUCACCAGUUAACUCCUGGGAGCAAUAGUCAUGCUUCACAAGGUUUAUCCAAGGUCUCAUUUGUGCUCCGUCUCCGCUGCAUCCAUUGAGCAUGAACACAAUACAAGAGAGCUGCCACCACCCCUUGUCUGACACUACACCUAAGUAACACAUGGCUAAAGAAAAUGAGAACUCAGUCUAAGUUCAAUAUGUACAUCUAAUGGGCAGUACGGGUGGUUUUCCACUAAACAUGCCACUAUUCCAUCAGAAUGGACGCAGGCUACUAACUUUUGAAUACCAGAUGAUUAUCAGCUGUGACCCUGUCUAAGAUGAUCUUAAAUCCAUUGUUGAGAAUGUCUAUUAAUUGUUAUCUCUGGUUUGAGUUCUUAACAUGUAUUUUAAUAUAAAGUAAUUCAUUAAAACUUCUUUUAUAAAUGCUUCAGAAUCAUUGUCAGGCUACUCUUUAUUCUAUUUCUUUUUUUUUU